AGCAUCUUCUCGUGACAAUGAAGGCUACUGUGAAGUAUACAUUAUUAAUCAUUUUAGGUGUAGAAAUCAUUAUAGGGUGUUUAGGAAAUGGAUUCAUAGCUGUGGUGAACAUUAUGGAAUGGGCCAAGAGAAGAAAGAUCUCUUUAGUGGACCAGAUAGUCACUGCUUUGGCCAUCUCCAGACUUGUUUUUUUAUGGUCACUACUCACAGUUUUAUCCUUAUCUGAGCUCUACUCACCAUUGAUGACAACAAGAAAAUCGUUGAGAAUAAUUAAUAAUUUCUGGAUAGUGACCCAUCAUUUCAGCAUUUGGCUUGCUACAUGUCUCAGCAUCUUUUAUUUUCUCAAGAUAGCUAAUUUUUCAAAUUCUAUUUUUCUUUCUCUAAGGUGGAGGGUAAAAACCGUGGUUUCAGUAACACUACUGGUGUCUCUUCUCUUCUUGUUUGUAAAUGUUUUAGUCAUAAACACAUGUGUUGUUUUUUUGAUUGAUGGAUAUCAAGUAAAUAUGUCUUACAGUUCUCAUUCAAAUAACAAUCUACAGAUUUCUCGGAUGACUCUACUCACCAACACUAUGUUCACAUUCAUACCCUUCAUUGUGACUCUGACAAUUUUUCUCCUGCUCAUCUUCUCCUUGUGGAGACAUCUGAAGAAUAUGCAGCACAAUGCCAAGGGCCCCAGAGACCCCAGUACCACAGCCCACCUUAAGGCCCUGCAAAUGGUGGUCACCUUUCUCUUACUAUACACUAUUUUCUUUCUGGCGCUUGUCAUGAAAUCUUGGAAAACUAAGAUUCAGCUGAACACUGUGUUCAAUUUUGUUUUUGAAGCUAUAGCACUUGCUUUUCCUUCAGGCCAUUCCUGUGUCCUAAUUCUGGGAAAUUCUAAGCUAAGACAGGCUUUUCUGUCUAUAAUAUGGUGGCUGAAUUCCAGUUUGAAUGCUGCAGAACUUCCAGGUCCUUACACCAGAUAGUGUAUUGACUUCCAUUGU
Molecule: messenger RNA, 983 nt
Organism: Mastomys coucha (southern multimammate mouse)
Lineage: Eukaryota; Metazoa; Chordata; Mammalia; Rodentia; Muridae
Product: taste receptor type 2 member 140-like
Exons: 1
Coding region: 18-965 (315 amino acids)
Biological process (GO): detection of chemical stimulus involved in sensory perception of bitter taste; sensory perception of taste; G protein-coupled receptor signaling pathway
Cellular component (GO): membrane
Molecular function (GO): bitter taste receptor activity; G protein-coupled receptor activity
Source: RefSeq, a predicted model, not a curated record